AUAAUGCUUCGUUCUCUUCCUUCCUUCCUCGCUCUCGCACUCGCACUCGCUCUCUCUCUAAAACCUCUCACAGUUUCCCCACAUUCCAUUACAAACCUCACAAUUUACAACAGUGAUUCACAUACACACACAGCGAGCGCGCCUCAAUUAGGGUUUUCUUUCCUUCGUCAUUCACUCACUUUGAUCACCAAACUCCGUCUGAGAUUCGGGAAUGCCUUUUGGAGUUAUCGUGUAAUGGAAUCGUGGAGGGGGUGGAAUCUAGGGUGUCUUGAUGGCAGUGGCUAAGGCCUGGAGGUUUAGCUUGAUAUCGGCCAACAAGCUGGCUCUCUUCCAGAGCCACAAUGGCUAUUCUAGCAACAGCAAUAUCUCCGACAAUAAGCAUCCCUACUGGAGAUUGACGGCGACGACGUCAUUCCACCGGAAGAAGAUCUCCUGGUCGGUGGUCUGCGGGUUGAUGCUUUUUGGCUUGGGCUUGAUUUCGCUAUUCACCGGCCACGUCGCCUCUGAUCUUGACUGGUACUCUCAGCACUUCGCCAACCCAAGCUUCUACUCUAGGCUGGACGGGGGUCGUCGUGAGCCAAUUGAUAUAUGGAAAUCCAAGUAUUCUAAGUACUUCUAUGGCUGCACCGAGCGAGGGCGGCAUUUUGCUCCUUCUGUUCGCGAGCAAUCAUCAAAUGGCUAUUUGCUUAUUGCAACAAGUGGAGGGCUGAACCAGCAAAGAACAGGAAUAACAGAUGCUGUAGUUGUCGCACGGAUUUUAAAUGCUACAUUAGUUGUACCUGAGUUGGAUCGUCACUCCUACUGGAAAGAUGAUAGCGAAUUCAUCAACAUUUUUGAUGUUGAUUGGUUCAUUUCUUCCCUUGCAAAAGAUGUGACUAUUGUCAAAAGAGUUCCUGAUAAGGUCAUGCGAUCAAUGGAGAAACCUCCUUAUACCAUGCGUGUCCCAAGGAAAUCUGCCCCGGAAUAUUAUCUUGAUCAAGUUCUCCCUUUACUCUUGAGGAGACGUGUUGUGCAAUUGACAAAAUUUGAUUAUAGACUUGCAAAUAAUCUUGAUGAGGAGCUACAAAAGUUGCGUUGCCGAGUUAAUUAUCAUGCCUUAAGAUUCACAAAACCUAUACAAAAGCUUGGUCAAGGACUUGCUUUAAGAAUGCGAGAGAUGGCAAAACGUUUCAUUGCAGUUCACUUGAGGUUUGAACCUGAUAUGCUAGCAUUUUCUGGCUGUUAUUAUGGUGGGGGUGAGAAGGAAAGAUAUGAGCUUGGUGAAAUUAGAAAACGAUGGGCUACAUUACCGGAUUUAAGCCCUGAGGGAGAGCGGAAGCGAGGGAAAUGCCCACUUACUCCUCAUGAAGUGGGUUUGAUGUUGCGGGCACUUGGUUUUGCAAAUGACACUUAUCUUUAUGUUGCAUCGGGAGAAAUAUAUGGUGGAGAAGAAACUCUACGGCCUCUUAGGGAACUCUUCCCAAACUUCUAUACAAAGGAGAUGCUUGCCAUUGAAGAGUUGAAACCUCUUCUUCCUUUCUCUUCGCGCUUGGCAGCCAUUGACUACAUUGUCUGUGACGAGAGUGAUGUGUUUGUCACUAAUAAUAAUGGAAAUAUGGCAAAGAUUCUUGCUGGUCGCAGGAGAUACAUGGGUCAUAAGAGGACUAUCAGACCAAAUGCAAAGAAGCUUAGUGCUUUGUUCAUGGCAAGGCAAAAGAUGGAAUGGGAUACAUUUGCAAGAAAGGUAAAGUCAUGCCAAAGAGGCUUCAUGGGAGAGCCAGACGAGAUGAGACCCGGACGAGGGGAGUUUCACGAAUAUCCAUACUCCUGUGUCUGUGAGAAACCAUUCAAUGAUGAUGACACUAGCUACAACGAAAAUCAUCACACAGAAAACAAGUUGCCAUGGAAUCCGUAACGAAGAUUAGAUCCACAUAGGGUUAAAUACUAAAGAGAGAUGGUAGAAGAGCUUUACGCUGAUAGCGAGGAGGAUGCAUUUUCUUUUAGGCAAGGUGAGAGAUGAUUGGGGAAAAGAGUGACCGACUGGAGAGAUGAAGAAAAGAACUGUCCCAAAUGUAAUAUGGUAGACGGAACUAGUUCUUACAUUGACCAGAGAUUGCAGUUGCUCUGCCAGCCUGUUCA
This is a messenger RNA of Juglans regia (Persian walnut), 2118 nucleotides long. RefSeq names its product O-fucosyltransferase 29-like. NCBI's taxonomy places the organism in Eukaryota, Viridiplantae, Streptophyta, Magnoliopsida, Fagales, Juglandaceae. The record is from RefSeq and is a predicted model, not a curated record. The transcript has 9 exons. Bases 272 to 1894 code for a protein of 540 amino acids.